GUUCGGCACGUGCGGUUCGGCACGUGCGGUUCGGCACGUGCGGUUCGGCACGUGCGGUUCGGCACGUGCGGUUCGGCACGUGCGGUUCGGCACGUGCGGUUCGGCACGUGCGGUUUGGCACGUGCGGUUCGGCACGUGCGGUUCGGCACGUGCGGUUGGGCACGUGCGGUUCGGCACGUGCGGUUCGGCACGUGCGGUUCGGCACGUGCGGUUUGGCACGUGCGGUUUGGCACGUGCGGUUUGGCACGUGCGGUUCGGCACGUGCGGUUCGGCACGUUCGGUUCGGCACGUGCGGUUCGGCACGUGCGGUUUGGCACGUGCGGUUUGGCACGUGCGGUUUGGCACGUGCGGUUCGGCACGUGCGGUUCGGCACGUGCGGUUCGGCACGUGCGGUUCGGCACGUGCGGUUCGGCACGUGCGGUUCGGCACGUGCGGUUUGGCACGUGCGGUUUGGCACGUGCGGUUUGGCACGUGCGGUUUGGCACGUGCGGUUUGGCACGUGCGGUUUGGCACGUGCGGUUUGGCACGUGCGGUUCGGCACGUGCGGUUCGGCACGUGCGGUUCGGCACGUGCGGUUCGGCACGUGCGGUUCGGCACGUGCGGUCGGCACGUGCGGUUUGGCACGUGCGGUUUGGCACGUGCGGUUUGGCACGUGCGGUUUGGCACGUGCGGUUCGGCACGUGCGGUUCGGCACGUGCGGUUCGGCACGUGCGGUUCGGCACGUGCGGUUUGGCACGUGCGGUUUGGCACGUGCGGUUCGGCACGUGCGGUUCGGCACGUGCGGUUCGGCACGUGCGGUUCGGCACGUGCGGUUCGGCACGUGCGGUUCGGCACGUGCGGUUCGGCACGUGCGGUUCGGCACGUGCGGUUCGGCACGUGCGGUUCGGCACGUGCGGUUCGGCACGUGCGGUUCGGCACGUGCGGUUCGGCACGUGCGGUUCGGCACGUGCGGUUCGGCACGUGCGGUUCGGCACGUGCGGUUCGGCACGUGCGGUUCGGCACGUGCGGUUUGGCACGUGCGGUUUGGCACGUGCGGUUUGGCACGUGCGGUUUGGCACGUGCGGUUUGGCACGUGCGGUUUGGCACGUGCGGUUCGGCACGUGCGGUUCGGCACGUGCGGUUCGGCACGUGCGGUUCGGCACGUGCGGUUCGGCACGUGCGGUUCGGCACGUGCGGUUCGGCACGUGCGGUUUGGCACGUGCGGUUUGGCACGUGCGGUUCGGCACGUUCGGUUCGGCACGUGCGGUUCGGCACGUGCGGUUCGGCACGUGCGGUUCGGCACGUGCGGUUCGGCACGUGCGGUUCGGCACGUGCGGUUUGGCACGUGCGGUUUGGCACGUGCGGUUUGGCACGUGCGGUUUGGCACGUGCGGUUUGGCACGCGCGGUUUGGCACGCGCGGUUCGGCACGUGCGGUUCGGCACGUGCGGUUCGGCACGUGCGGUUGGCACGUGCGGUUGGCACGUGCGGUUCGGCACGUGCGGUUCGGCACGUGCGGUUCGGCACGUGCGGUUCGGCACGUGCGGUUCGGCACGUGCGGAUCGGCACGUGCGGUUCGGCACGUGCGGUUCGGCACGUGCGGUUCGGCACGUGCGGUUCGGCACGUGCGGUUCGGCACGUGCGGUUCGGCACGUGCGGUUCGGCACGUGCGGUUUGGCACGUGCGGUUUGGCACGUGCGGUUUGGCACGUGCGGUUCGGCACGUGCGGUUCGGCACGUGCGGUUUGGCACGUGCGGUUUGGCACGUGCGGUUCGGCACGUGCGGUUCGGCACGUGCGGUUCGGCACGUGCGGUUCGGCACGUGCGGUUCGGCACGUGCGGUUCGGCACGUGCGGUUUGGCACGUGCGGUUUGGCACGUGCGGUUCGGCACGUGCGGUUCGGCACGUGCGGUUCGGCACGUGCGGUUCGGCACGUGCGGUUCGGCACGUGCGGUUUGGCACGUGCGGUUUGGCACGUGCGGUUCGGCACGUGCGGUUCGGCACGUGCGGUUCGGCACGUGCGGUUCGGCACGUGCGGUUCGGCACGUGCGGUUCGGCACGUGCGGUUCGGCACGUGCGGUUCGGCACGUGCGGUUCGGCACGUGCCGUGCGGUUCGGCACGUGCGGUUCGGCACGUGCGGUUUGGCACGUGCGGUUUGGCACGUGCGGUUUGGCACGUGCGGUUUGGCACGUGCGGUUUGGCACGUGCGGUUUGGCACGUGCGGUUUGGCACGUGCGGUUUGGCACGUGCGGUUCGGCACGUGCGGUUCGGCACGUGCGGUUCGGCACGUGCGGUUCGGCACGUGCGGUUCGGCACGUGCGGUUCGGCACGUGCGGUUCGGCACGUGCGGUUCGGCACGUGCGGUUCGGCACGUGCGGUUCGGCACGUGCGGUUCGGCACGUGCGGUUCGGCACGUGCGGUUCGGCACGUGCGGUUCGGCACGUGCGGUUCGGCACGUGCGGUUCGGCACGUGCGGUUCGGCACGUGCGGUUCGGCACGUGCGGUUCGGCACGUGCGGUUUGGCACGUGCGGUUUGGCACGCGCGGUUCGGCACGCGCGGUUCGGCACGCGCGGUUCGGCACGUGCGGUUCGGCACGUGCGGUUCGGCACGUGCGGUUCGGCACGUGCGGUUCGGCACGUGCGGUUCGGCACGUGCGGUUCGGCACGUGCGGUUCGGCACGUGCGGUUCGGCACGUGCGGUUCGGCACGUGCGGAUCGGCACGUGCGGUUCGGCACGUGCGGUUCGGCACGUGCGGUUCGGCACGUGCGGUUCGGCACGUGCGGUUCGGCACGUGCGGUUCGGCACGUGCGGUUCGGCACGUGCGGUUCGGCACGUGCGGUUCGGCACGUGCGGUUCGGCACGUGCGGUUCGGCACGUGCGGUUCGGCACGUGCGGUUCGGCACGUGCGGUUCGGCACGUGCGGUUCGGCACGUGCGGUUCGGCACGUGCGGUUUGGCACGUGCGGUUUGGCACGUGCGGUUUGGCACGUGCGGUUCGGCACGUGCGGUUCGGCACGUGCGGUUCGGCACGUGCGGUUCGGCACGUGCGGUUCGGCACGUGCGGUUCGGCACGUGCGGUUCGGCACGUGCGGUUCGGCACGUGCGGUUCGGCACGUGCGGUUCGGCACGUGCGGUUCGGCACGUGCGGUUCGGCACGUGCGGUUCGGCACGUGCGGUUCGGCACGUGCGGUUUGGCACGUGCGGUUUGGCACGUGCGGUUCGGCACGUGCGGUUCGGCACGUGCGGUUUGGCACGUGCGGUUUGGCACGUGCGGUUUGGCACGUGCGGUUCGGCACGUGCGGUUCGGCACGUGCGGUUCGGCACGUGCGGUUCGGCACGUGCGGUUCGGCACGUGCGGUUCGGCACGUGCGGUUCGGCACGUGCGGUUCGGCACGUGCGGUUCGGCACGUGCGGUUCGGCACGUGCGGUUCGGCACGUGCGGUUCGGCACGUGCGGUUCGGCACGUGCGGUUCGGCACGUGCGGUUCGGCACGUGCGGUUUGGCACGUGCGGUUUGGCACGUGCGGUUUGGCACGUGCGGUUCGGCACGUGCGGUUCGGCACGUGCGGUUCGGCACGUUCGGUUCGGCACGUUCGGUUCGGCACGUGCGGUUUGGCACGUGCGGUUUGGCACGUGCGGUUUGGCACGUGCGGUUUGGCACGUGCGGUUUGGCACGUGCGGUUUGGCACGUGCGGUUCGGCACGUGCGGUUCGGCACGUGCGGUUCGGCACGUGCGGUUCGGCACGUGCGGUUCGGCACGUGCGGUUCGGCACGUGCGGUUCGGCACGUGCGGUUCGGCACGUGCGGUUUGGCACGUGCGGUUUGGCACGUGCGGUUUGGCACGUGCGGUUUGGCACGUGCGGUUUGGCACGUGCGGUUUGGCACGUGCGGUUCGGCACGUGCGGUUCGGCACGUGCGGUUCGGCACGUGCGGUUCGGCACGUGCGGUUCGGCACGUGCGGUUCGGCACGUGCGGUUCGGCACGUGCGGUUCGGCACGUGCGGUUCGGCACGUGCGGUUCGGCACGUGCGGUUCGGCACGUGCGGUUCGGCACGUGCGGUUCGGCACGUGCGGUUCGGCACGUGCGGUUCGGCACGUGCGGUUCGGCACGUGCGGUUUGGCACGUGCGGUUUGGCACGUGCGGUUUGGCACGUGCGGUUUGGCACGUGCGGUUUGGCACGUGCGGUUUGGCACGUGCGGUUUGGCACGUGCGGUUCGGCACGUGCGGUUCGGCACGUGCGGUUCGGCACGUGCGGUUCGGCACGUGCGGUUCGGCACGUGCGGUUUGGCACGUGCGGUUUGGCACGUGCGGUUUGGCACGUGCGGUUCGGCACGUGCGGUUCGGCACGUGCGGUUUCGGCACGUGCGGUUUGGCACGUGCGGUUUGGCACGUGCGGUUGGCACGUGCGGUUCGGCACGUGCGGUUCGGCACGUGCGGUUCGGCACGUGCGGUUCGGCACGUGCGGUUCGGCACGUGCGGUUCGGCACGUGCGGUUCGGCACGUGCGGUUCGGCACGUGCGGUUUGGCACGUGCGGUUUGGCACGUGCGGUUCGGCACGUGCGGUUCGGCACGUGCGGUUCGGCACGUGCGGUUUGGCACGUGCGGUUUGGCACGUGCGGUUUGGCACGUGCGGUUCGGCACGUGCGGUUCGGCACGUGCGGUUCGGCACGUGCGGUUCGGCACGUGCGGUUCGGCACGUGCGGUUCGGCACGUGCGGUUCGGCACGUGCGGUUUGGCACGUGCGGUUUGGCACGUGCGGUUUGGCACGUGCGGUUUGGCACGUGCGGUUUGGCACGUGCGGUUUGGCACGUGCGGUUUGGCACGUGCGGUUCGGCACGUGCGGUUCGGCACGUGCGGUUCGGCACGUGCGGUUCGGCACGUGCGGUUCGGCACGUGCGGUUCGGCACGUGCGGUUCGGCACGUGCGGUUCGGCACGUGCGGUUCGGCACGUGCGGUUCGGCACGUGCGGUUCGGCACGUGCGGUUCGGCACGUGCGGUUUGGCACGUGCGGUUUGGCACGUGCGGUUUGGCACGUGCGGUUUGGCACGUGCGGUUUGGCACGUGCGGUUUGGCACGUGCGGUUCGGCACGUGCGGUUCGGCACGUGCGGUUCGGCACGUGCGGUUCGGCACGUGCGGUUCGGCACGUGCGGUUCGGCACGUGCGGUUCGGCACGUGCGGUUCGGCACGUGCGGUUCGGCACGUGCGGUUCGGCACGUGCGGUUCGGCACGUGCGGUUCGGCACGUGCGGUUUGGCACGUGCGGUUUGGCACGUGCGGUUUGGCACGUGCGGUUCGGCACGUGCGGUUCGGCACGUGCGGUUCGGCACGUGCGGUUCGGCACGUGCGGUUCGGCACGUGCGGUUCGGCACGUGCGGUUCGGCACGUGCGGUUUGGCACGUGCGGUUUGGCACGUGCGGUUCGGCACGUGCGGUUCGGCACGUGCGGUUCGGCACGUGCGGUUCGGCACGUGCGGUCCGGCACGUGCGGUUCGGCACGUGCGGUUCGGUUCGGCACGUGCGGUUCGGCACGUGCGGUUCGGCACGUGCGGUUCGGCACGUGCGGUUCGGCACGUGCGGUUCGGCACGUGCGGUUCGGCACGUGCGGUUUGGCACGUGCGGUUUGGCACGUGCGGUUUGGCACGUGCGGUUUGGCACGUGCGGUUCGGCACGUGCGGUUCGGCACGUGCGGUUCGGCACGUGCGGUUCGGCACGUGCGGUUCGGCACGUGCGGUUCGGCACGUGCGGUUCGGCACGUGCGGUUCGGCACGUGCGGUUCGGCACGUGCGGUUCGGCACGUGCGGUUCGGCACGUGCGGUUCGGCACGUGCGGUUCGGCACGUGCGGUUCGGCACGUGCGGUUCGGCACGUGCGGUUUGGCACGUGCGGUUCGGCACGUGCGGUUCGGCACGUGCGGUUCGGCACGUGCGGUUCGGCACGUGCGGUUCGGCACGUGCGGUUCGGCACGUGCGGUUCGGCACGUGCGGUUCGGCACGUGCGGUUCGGCACGUGCGGUUCGGCACGUGCGGUUCGGCACGUGCGGUUCGGCACGUGCGGUUCGGCACGUGCGGUUCGGCACGUGCGGUUCGGCACGUGCGGUUCGGCACGUGCGGUUCGGCACGUGCGGUUCGGCACGUGCGGUUCGGCACGUGCGGUUCGGCACGUGCGGUUCGGCACGUGCGGUUCGGCACGUGCGGUUCGGCACGUGCGGUUCGGCACGUGCGGUUCGGCACGUGCGGUUCGGCACGUGCGGUUCGGCACGUGCGGUUCGGCACGUGCGGUUCGGCACGUGCGGUUCGGCACGUGCGGUUCGGCACGUGCGGUUCGGCACGUGCGGUUUCGGCACGUGCGGUUUGGCACGUGCGGUUUGGCACGUGCGGUUUGGCACGUGCGGUUUGGCACGUGCGGUUCGGCACGUGCGGUUCGGCACGUGCGGUUCGGCACGUGCGGUUCGGCACGUGCGGUUCGGCACGUGCGGUUCGGCACGUGCGGUUCGGCACGUGCGGUUCGGCACGUGCGGUUCGGCACGUGCGGUUCGGCACGUGCGGUUCGGCACGUGCGGUUCGGCACGUGCGGUUCGGCACGUGCGGUUCGGCACGUGCGGUUCGGCACGUGCGGUUCGGCACGUGCGGUUCGGCACGUGCGGUUCGGCACGUGCGGUUCGGCACGUGCGGUUCGGCACGUGCGGUUCGGCACGUGCGGUUCGGCACGUGCGGUUCGGCACGUGCGGUUUGGCACGUGCGGUUUGGCACGUGCGGUUCGGCACGUGCGGUUCGGCACGUGCGGUUCGGCACGUGCGGUUCGGCACGUGCGGUUCGGCACGUGCGGUUCGGCACGUGCGGUUCGGCACGUGCGGUUCGGCACGUGCGGUUCGGCACGUGCGGUUCGGCACGUGCGGUUCGGCACGUGCGGUUCGGCACGUGCGGUUCGGCACGUGCGGUUCGGCACGUGCGGUUCGGCACGUGCGGUUCGGCACGUGCGGUUUCGGCACGUGCGGUUUGGCACGUGCGGUUUGGCACGUGCGGUUUGGCACGUGCGGUUUGGCACGUGCGGUUUGGCACGUGCGGUUUGGCACGUGCGGUUUGGCACGUGCGGUUGGCACGUGCGGUUCGGCACGUGCGGUUCGGCACGUGCGGUUCGGCACGUGCGGUUCGGCACGUGCGGUUCGGCACGUGCGGUUCGGCACGUGCGGUUCGGCACGUGCGGUUUCGGCACGUGCGGUUUCGGCACGUGCGGUUCGGCACGUGCGGUUCGGCACGUGCGGUUCGGCACGUGCGGUUCGGCACGUGCGGUUCGGCACGUGCGGUUCGGCACGUGCGGUUCGGCACGUGCGGUUCGGCACGUGCGGUUCGGCACGUGCGGUUCGGCACGUGCGGUUCGGCACGUGCGGUUUGGCACGUGCGGUUUGGCACGUGCGGUUCGGCACGUGCGGUUCGGCACGUGCGGUUCGGCACGUGCGGUUCGGCACGUGCGGUUCGGCACGUGCGGUUCGGCACGUGCGGUUCGGCACGUGCGGUUCGGCACGUGCGGUUCGGCACGUGCGGUUCGGCACGUGCGGUUCGGCACGUGCGGUUCGGCACGUGCGGUUCGGCACGUGCGGUUUGGCACGUGCGGUUUGGCACGUGCGGUUCGGCACGUGCGGUUCGGCACGUGCGGUUCGGCACGUGCGGUUCGGCACGUGCGGUUCGGCACGUGCGGUUCGGCACGUGCGGUUCGGCACGUGCGGUUCGGCACGUGCGGUUCGGCACGUGCGGUUCGGCACGUGCGGUUCGGCACGUGCGGUUCGGCACGUGCGGUUCGGCACGUGCGGUUCGGCACGUGCGGUUCGGCACGUGCGGUUCGGCACGUGCGGUUCGGCACGUGCGGUUCGGCACGUGCGGUUCGGCACGUGCGGUUCGGCACGUGCGGUUCGGCACGUGCGGUUCGGCACGUACGGUUCGGCACGUGCGGUUCGGCACGUGCGGUUCGGCACGUGCGGUUCGGCACGUGCGGUUCGGCACGUGCGGUUCGGCACGUGCGGUUCGGCACGUGCGGUUCGGCACGUGCGGUUCGGCACGUGCGGUUCGGCACGUGCGGUUCGGCACGUGCGGUUUCGGCACGUGCGGUUCGGCACGUGCGGUUCGGCACGUGCGGUUCGGCACGUGCGGUUCGGCACGUGCGGUUCGGCACGUGCGGUUCGGCACGUGCGGUUUCGGCACGUGCGGUUCGGCACGUGCGGUUCGGCACGUGCGGUUCGGCAAGUGCGGUUCGGCACGUGCGGUUCGGCACGUGCGGUUCGGCACGUGCGGUUCGGCACGUGCGGUUCGGCACGUGCGGUUCGGCACGUGCGGUUCGGCACGUGCGGUUCGGCACGUGCGGUUCGGCACGUGCGGUUCGGCACGUGCGGUUCGGCACGUGCGGUUCGGCACGUGCGGUUCGGCACGUGCGGUUCGGCACGUGCGGUUCGGCACGUGCGGUUUGGCACGUGCGGUUCGACACGUGCGGUUGGCACGUGCGUUGCACGUGCGGUUUGGCACGUGCGGUUUGGCACGUGCGGUUCGGCACGUGCGGUUCGGCACGUGCGGUUCGGCACGUGCGGUUCGGCACGUGCGGUUCGGCACGUGCGGUUCGGCACGUGCGGUUCGGCACGUGCGGUUCGGCACGUGCGGUUCGGCACGUGCGGUUCGGCACGUGCGGUUCGGCACGUGCGGUUCGGCACGUGCGGUUCGGCACGUGCGGUUCGGCACGUGCGGUUCGGCACGUGCGGUUCGGCACGUGCGGUUCGGCACGUGCGGUUCGGCACGUGCGGUUCGGCACGUGCGGUUCGGCACGUGCGGUUCGGCACGUGCGGUUCGGCACGUGCGGUUCGGCACGUGCGGUUCGGCACGUGCGGUUCGGCACGUGCGGUUCGGCACGUGCGGUUCGGCACGUGCGGUUCGGCACGUGCGGUUCGGCACGUGCGGUUCGGCACGUGCGGUUCGGCACGUGCGGUUCGGCACGUGCGGUUCGGCACGUGCGGUUCGGCACGUGCGGUUCGGCACGUGCGGUUUGGCACGUGCGGUUUGGCACGUGCGGUUUGGCACGUGCGGUUGGGCACGUGCGGUUGGGCACGUGCGGUUCGGCACGUGCGGUUCGGCACGUGCGGUUCGGCACGUGCGGUUCGGCACGUGCGGUUCGGCACGUGCGGUUCGGCACGUGCGGUUCGGCACGUGCGGUUCGGCACGUCCGGUUCGGCACGUCCGGUUCGGCACGUGCGGUUCGGCACGUGCGGUUUGGCACGUGCGGUUUGGCACGUGCGGUUCGGCACGUGCGGUUCGGCACGUGCGGUUCGGCACGUGCGGUUCGGCACGUGCGGUUCGGCACGUGCGGUUCGGCACGUGCGGUUUGGCACGUGCGGUUGGGCACGUGCGGUUGGGCACGUGCGGUUCGGCACGUGCGGUUCGGCACGUGCGGUUCGGCACGUGCGGUUCGGCACGUGCGGUUCGGCACGUGCGGUUUGGCACGUGCGGUUUGGCACGUGCGGUUCGGCACGUGCGGUUCGGCACGUGCGGUUCGGCACGUGCGGUUCGGCACGUGCGGUUCGGCACGUGCGGUUUGGCACGUGCGGUUUGGCACGUGCGGUUUGGCACGUGCGGUUUGGCACGUGCGGUUUGGCACGUGCGGUUUGGCACGUGCGGUUUGGCACGUGCGGUUUGGCACGUGCGGUUUGGCACGUGCACGUGCGGUUCGGCACGUGCGGUUCGGCACGUGCGGUUCGGCACGUGCGGUUUGGCACGUGCGGUUUGGCACGUGCGGUUUGGCACGUGCGGUUUGGCACGUGCGGUUCGGCACGUGCGGUUCGGCACGUGCGGUUCGGCACGUGCGGUUCGGCACGUGCGGUUCGGCACGUGCGGUUCGGCACGUGCGGUUCGGCACGUGCGGUUCGGCACGUGCGGUUCGGCACGUGCGGUUCGGCACGUGCGGUUCGGCACGUGCGGUUCGGCACGUGCGGUUUGGCACGUGCGGUUUGGCACGUGCGGUUUGGCACGUGCGGUUCGGCACGUGCGGUUCGGCACGUGCGGUUCGGCACGUGCGGUUUGGCACGUGCGGUUUGGCACGUGCGGUUUGGCACGUGCGGUUCGGCACGUGCGGUUCGGCACGUGCGGUUUGGCACGUGCGGUUUGGCACGUGCGGUUUGGCACGUGCGGUUUGGCACGUGCGGUUUGGCACGUGCGGUUUGGCACGUGCGGUUCGGCACGUGCGGUUCGGCACGUGCGGUUUGGCACGUGCGGUUUGGCACGUGCGGUUUGGCACGUGCGGUUUGGCACGUGCGGUUUGGCACGUGCGGUUUGGCACGUGCGGUUUGGCACGUGCGGUUUGGCACGUGCGGUUCGGCACGUGCGGUUCGGCACGUGCGGUUUGGCACGUGCGGUUUGGCACGUGCGGUUUGGCAACGUGCGGUUUGGCACGUGCGGUUUGGCACGUGCGGUUUGGCACGUGCGGUUUGGCACGUGCGGUUUGGGACGUGCGGUUUGGGCACGUGCGGUUUGGCACGUGCGGUUUGGCACGUGCGGUUUGGCACGUGCGGUUUGGCACGUGCGGUUUGGCACGUGCGGUUUGGCACGUGCGGUUUGGCACGUGCUGUUUGGCACGUGCGGUUUGGCACGUGCGGUUUGGCACGUGCGGUUUGGCACGUGCGGUUUGGCACGUGCUGUUUGGCACGUGCGGUUUGGGCACGUGCGGUUUGGCACGUGCGGUUUGGCACGUGCGGUUUGGCACGUGCGGUUUGGGCACGUGCGAGUCCCCUCUCUCCUGUCUUCUUUCACCCUACCCCGUUCUCCUUCCCCCCUCUCACGUUCUCCUUUCCCGCUCCCCCGUUUUGCUUUCCCCCUCCGCCGUUCUCCCUAUCCCACACCGCCUCGCCAGCCCUCCAGAGCACGGACCCCUACAGCACAGCGCCCUGUGAGGGAGGCACAUGCGCGGGGGACAAGAGAGACAGCAGCGAGUACACAUGCGCGGGGGACAAGAGAGACAGCAGCGAGUACACGUGCGUGGGGGACAAGAGAGACAGCAGCGAGUACACGUGCGUGGGGGACAAGAAGAACCCCUGCAGCACGGCGCCAUGUGGGGGGGGCACGUGUGAGGCGGACCCGAGUGGCAACGGCAAGUACACGUGUCAGUGCUCGGACCUGCUGGUGCCAGCUGUCAACCGCGACGGCACUCCCACCUGCACCAUCACGUGCUGCCCAACAGCCUGUGCGCCGUGGGGCAGGCAGUGCAUCAACAGCACAAACCAGCGCCUACCCAACAGCCUGUGCGCCGUGGGGCAGGGCAUCAACAUCGGCGACGGCGGCUACUUGUGCCUCUGCCCGCCCAACUACAAGCCCGUGAGGCAGGGCAACAAUAGCAGAAUCCAGCGCCUACCUUGUCUCAUAUCCCCCCAUCUCCGUCACUGCUUCCCGUCCCCUCCCCUCCGCUUCAGACGACGUCUGCAGCAUCCCAACAACCCAUGCGCUGUGGGGCACAUUCUCCCCACCAACCCGUGUGCCGUGGGGCAGUGCAUCAACAUCGGCGACGGCGGCUACUCGUGCCUCUGCCCGCCCAACUACAAGCCCAGCACCCUCGCCUCUGGCCAGACCACCUGCGUGCCUGAGAUGUCUGGGAGCACGGCAGCAGCGGUGCAGGGCACGUACACAGUGCAGGGCGGGGAGACGUGUGGCGCCAUCUACGGCUUCAUCGGCCUCACCCAGGAGCAGUUCCUCCUGCAGAACCAGGGAGUGGACUGUGACAAUCUCAAGGCGGGGGCGGUGCUCAACAUCUCCAUCCCCUCCUCGGCUCAAGUGUGCCGCGUUCACUACACUGUCACCCAGGCGGAUGCCGCAGCAAGGAGCUGUGAUCCCAUCGGUCCCCCCUUCCUCGCUCCUCACUCCCCUUCCCCUGUUCGUCCCCGCUCCCCCCAGGCGGAUGCCGCAGCAAGGAGCUGUGAUCCCAUCAACACCCGCUUUGGCAUCGACGUCACGACCAUCAACCCCAGCCUUGACUGCUCAAGCCUCACACCCAACCAGCAGAUCUGCAUCCAGGUGGGGGACGCAGUGGCAGGAGCAGCGGACUACAACCUCUGCACGGACUAUACAGCCAAUCAGCCAGUGGCGGGCUACAACCUGUGCACCAACUACCUGCCGGUGCCGCACCACCUCCCGUGCUCCCUUCCGUUUGAGGUUGAUUUUGAGAAUUCUCAAAAUCAACGUCAGGAGCAGCAGACUACAACCUCUGCACCAACUACCUGCCGGUGCCGCACCACCUCCCGUGCUCCCUUCCUCUCUCUCUCCCCCCUCCCACAGAUCUGCAUUCAAGUAGGAGACGCGGUGGCAGGAGCAGCGGAUUACAACCUGUGCACGGACUAUGUGACAGCCAAUCAGUGGCAGACCUGUGCCAAUGCUGUUGAGUGGUACGGCAUGACGUGGUUCGACCUCUACCGCCUCAACCCCGGCAUCAACUGCGACUCUCUCAGCGCGCUCACAGGCUCUGAGAUCUGCAUCAAAGGCACGUCGUUGGGAGCGGUGGCAUGCGGUAAGGCGCGGUCGAAGACGGUGGCGAACCGGCGGUACACGGUGGGGGCGGGGGACAGCUGUGCGUCGCUGGUGGUGGUGCAGUUCCAGCGCCAGCCGCCGCUUGUGGGCCAGCUCAACCGCGGCUGGAUGUGCCGCUCCCAGAGCCUCUUCGCCGGCAUGCCCCUCUGCAUCCCUUCCUAG
This is a messenger RNA of Closterium sp. Naga37s-1, 12681 nucleotides long. The record is from the annotation of a GenBank genome assembly. Lineage: Eukaryota; Viridiplantae; Streptophyta; Zygnematophyceae; Desmidiales; Closteriaceae.